AUGUCGAGCUCAAAUCCGCAGAAAGCCUCGUCUGUGGCGCGCCCGCAGCAAUACAAUGCGCAGAUGUCUGCGCACUUGCCGCAGCAGCAACCCACUCGUCUCCACGUCAAUUCGCGUCCCAAAGAUUCUCCCAAGCCAAGGCAGAAAUCUGCGGUGCUUUCUGUCAUCGCCACACUGCCUCUGUCCUCCCGAAGCUCCUCUUCGUCGUCGUCAUCAUCAUCAUCAUCAUGCUCUUCGAUCUCAUCUCCGUCUCCUACUGCAUCCACUUCCGAACCAAGCGCGUCGGGGUCCUCGCCAAACAUGUCGACGCCUAAUGCUUCGACGUCAACAAAGAGCUCUGUUGCGCAUGGCAUCACAUCCUCAUCCUCAUCUUCGAAAUUGGCCUUUCACACCGGUCAUCGUGCCGCGAGUGGGUCACUUGACCGGAUCGCUGCUCUUCCCAUAUCGGCUGCUGCACGCGUGCAAGAGUCUGAUCUUUCGCCCAGGCAGAAUGUUCAAAGAGGCUCUGAUGGCCGGGCCAGCACCUCUGGUACGUCUGUCAUUCGGCACGUCAACGGGCAAAUUGCUCGAUCCAGCUCAUCCUCCAAGCCCUAUCCACGAACAGGCCGAACACCAAUCGGGCAGGUGACACCCAUCCAAAGUGUCAUCGUCCCGAAUCAGCUUGCGCAGCCUGUCUUAUCCAAGGGGCCUUUCGUCAGCAGACCCUCGGCUCAGCUCAGUCCUGGAAAUCAGAUCGGCGCGAUCAACCACGUACAGAAUGCUGCAGUCUCUCGACAGACCCCUCCGCAGUCCACACAGCCUCCACUGACACCCGCAGAGAAUUCUCCCGCUCAUGUUCACACACCGCCUCCCCAUCGCGUGCACACGAACGGUGCUGCGGAGUCACCGAACUCAAUUCUGACCAACGUCGGAUCCGACUCGCUGAACGGCUCGCAUCCAAAGAUCUUACAACCAGCGCAGCAAUCAGCGACCCGCGGAAACUACCACACCCAGCCGCUUUCGAGACCGCUCUCCCAUGUUCUAGUAACGAGUACGCCGCCUCAGGCUGCCACUCCGUCACGAGCACUAACAGGAUCUCGAUCUUGGCGCGUCGAAGCGAGUUCCGCGCAGAAACCCGAGGCAUCUCGAGGUCAAGUGGCAUCACAUGCUCCUGUUGCGACUCCAAGCUCAGCCGCGACGCCGUCCUCACUUGCACAGAAUUCGAUCCCAAAUUCUUCGCCCAGAAGCCCGGCGACUCUUCCCCGUUCGGGGACUGCAUUUUCUUCCUCUCCAAAGACGCAAAGCGUUCCAACACAAGCAGGUACAGACCCUUUGGUACCAGCACGACCCGCGACACCGACUCAUCCCGAAGGUUUGGCUCGACCUCGACCCCAAGCGCAGCCUCAAUCAUCAGCAGCGUCCGCUCCAAACGGCAUUCUGAACAAACCAGACGCAGCGUCCAAUGGCUCUCUUCUGCCUACUCAAAGCGCGAGUGCGGUCGUGAACAAUCGCGUGGCCAGCGCCAGUGCCUCGAACGUCAACCCUAACAUCUGGAAUGAUCCCCGAGGAAGCUUCCUGACAUCUACAGAGCCAGUCAAUUACGAGUCCUUGCUAGCCAACAAACGCAAGGUAACGCCCGUCUCUGUCGUCAGCUGCCUCACGCUGACCGAGGAGGAGCUGGACAAUCUCAUUGUCGACCAUGUCGAAGAGCAGUGCUUGCCGCUGGUCAUCUCGGACCUGCACAAGACCGCGGCUUGGUCCUCGGACCUCUUCAACCUCGAAAAGUACCAGCAUCUCGCACCCGAUCGAGGGCUUGAAGGCGAAGCGGUCGGCGCUCGCAAUCUGACCGAUGGAAAGAAACGGGUGAUUCCCGUGCCAGAGUUUCUCGCUCAUUGCAAUAAUGUCAAGGAGUACUCGCCGAAUCAGACCGAGAAGCUCUAUGGAGACGAACUGCCUUGCCCAGCGGCUUGGAAGCAGGCCCUCGAUGCGAUGGUGCAUCCGCGCCUUCAAUACCACGGCGAGCACGACUUAUCCUCAUCGCUGAGUCCGAAUGCUCGCUCCGUCUCUUUAGCAUGUCGCUUUGGUCCAGGUCAAACUUGCCUUCCGCUGCAUCGCAGCUUGUGCUCGAGUCUCACCCAGGAUCUCAUGGUGUGGUCUGAUCCAGAAGCAUCUUCCAUCUGGAUGAUCGCCAAUCCUGAAGACGCUGAGGCUGUCGAUCAAUUCAUCUCAUCUAAAGGUGGCGACCCUCAGGCUGAGACCUUCAGCCCACGCCCGAAGGAACUCAUCUCUGCACCCUUCCCUGUUUUCUGCUAUGAGCAAAAGCUCGGCGAUCUUGUCCUCGUGCCAUCUCGAGCUACCCACAUGGUGGUCAACACUGGCGGACGGACCAUGACCGUGGCAUGGUCUCGGACGACAGCUGAUACCCUCUCGAGCGCACUGUUUGCCGACCUUCCUCUGUAUCAGCGUUACUGCCGGAGGGAGAAGCACCACAUCAAGUCUGUGAUCGAAGAGACCUUGAUCAAGUACACAAAGCAGAUCGAGUCUCAUGCUGACACGGCGCUCGAACUCUUGCCAGAGACGUUCCGUGAUCUGUGCAAGCUGCUCGAGAUGUACGAUGCCAUUAUCACCGACGAGUAUGUUCCCGAGUGGCACGACAUCGUGAGGGAAGGAAGCGUCGACAGCUACGUCGAAUGUGACUUCUGUGGUGUCGACAUAUUGCACGGCUACUUUGAAUGCUCCGCCGGCGAGACGCUGUGCACCCUUUGCUAUUGUCAGGGAAGGCUGUGCGGAUGCUCUGAUGCUGCCGAAGCCCUCAAGCCUCGCCAACAUUGGCGAAGCUUUGGCGACCGCCUGCAGAUACGCAAUCAAGCCGCUCAGGUCCUGCUCAAGGUCAAACCAGACCUAGCGUUGGAAAAAGAGCCAGCGACGGACGAUGACGAGGAGGGGGAUUCUGAAAGCGGCGAACCUGCGCCUUGGGCCGUAAAGCUACUGAAGGAGGAGACCAUGCGAGAGGAGGAGUGGCCGUUCGCAUUCUUGGCUGCAUUUAGGCUGUACAACAUUCGACAGACCGCUGGGUGGCAAAGCAACAUGGGAACUUGUAGACUCUGCAAGGCGGCCUUGGACGUAACACAGCGACGAUAUUGCAAGCCAUGCCGACAUUCGUACUGCCACGGCUGUCUGCUUCAUCGACUCAAGAUCCAUCCUGUGCACACUUUCGCCCAGGACAACGCGGAGCACUUUCACAAUUACCACCGGAAGAACAGCGUGCUCGACUACAAGGAGUGGUUGCAGGACCCGCUCUUAUACCGCGUUCAGGCUCGGGCGCACUUUGCUUUAAUGGAAGCAGCCAGGAUUUAUAUGAGGUGCACGCCGAUCAACGAAAAGUGUCGCAUCGGCUUCCUUGACGUGACGCCCGAGCAUCCGCAUGGCUUGUCUGGUAAACUUGAUCUCAAGAAACCCAGAAAGGAUGCAAAGGACAAAGCCAAAGACGCGGCCGCUUCCGCCUCUGCCCCUGCCUCUGCCUCAACCAUCUCAACACCGAUUUCGCGCAAGCGCCAGAGCGAUGUCUUGCAGGCACCAUCUGCCCCCUCACCAAGGAAUGUGACGGGCAAGAGGGCCAGGCUUGACACCCCACCGGAUGUCGAGCCCAUGGACGAGGAAGAGAUCGCUCUUCUAACACCAAACGAUCAUGCUGUCAGCAGUGUCCGCAUCGAUCCAGCGCCCACGCGGUCGACAAUCAGUACCCUGAGGGCUGCCACUGAUCGGACCAUCGCCUCUUCGACCUCUCAGAACAAGGGGGUUGCAAGUUCGGUUCCAACGGUCGAGAGCGGCAUCAGGAAGUUUGUGCUUAGAGCGGGGGGAGCUGUGCCGAUAUCACCAACCACCCCUACUUCGUCGGUCUCUUCUUCAUCAUCAACAACGAAGGCUACAACAAGCGCUCCUGCUUCCCUGAACGUGCAAGGCAACUCACAGGUUAUUGCUGAAACCCCACCGAAGUUGCCAUCGACUACAGCACAAUCUCAGUUGACUGCCAGCUCCGUUGUGCAUUUGAGCAAGGGAUCUGCUUCGUCUCCGCCGAGUGCUCCAAUCGUUGCCAAGGAGCUGGUAGCGACAUCUGCUCCCACUGCGGCCGCAGCAACGGCUCCAGGCCCAAAAACGGCGAUGACUUCGUUUGCAGACCCGGCUCAAGCCGAUGCAGCAACAGUGCCGGCUUCAGCUCAACGUGCCGUGGUACAACUCGCUACUGUUCCCCAAGCACUGGAAUCUCGAAGCGAGGGAACUGUUCCUGCGCUAGUAGCUCAGGUCAUCGAAAGAGGCAAGGCAGGCGUCGAAUCUUCAAGGGCAGCAACGAGUGUAGCGGCUGCUAGCACCGGUACCAGCUCUCAUAGGCCUGCCAUGACGACGGCUGACGCUGUAGGCUCGGUUUUGUCUACACUCGAUGCGACUAAUCUACGGGUGAUCACUGAAGUUCUUCGCAUCUUUUGCAACUCGAUGAAGGAGUUGCACGCGGAAGCGGCGGAGGAGAACAGGAAGUCUCGCGCAGAGCAGGCCGUGGUGCAGACAAAGCAAACCGAGGAGCUCAGACAGAUGCGAGAGAUGCUGGUGGCACAGUCAAAAGAGCUCAGAGAGAUGAAGGAGAAGCAAAGGAAAGCAGAGGCCAAGCAUGUCGAUGCAAUGUCGCAAGUCUCGCGCAAGCUUGAUGUAACGGAAGAAAAGGUCGAUCAAGUACACGGCAUGUUCCAGGGACUGAUGGAUGAUAUUGAACGGGGGGCGCGGGCUCAGCUGGAAGAAGACGAGUCGAUGCAAGCUGGUGAGCCCAUUGUGAUUGAUGCAGCGUCUUCAAGAUCCUCUUCAUUGACUCCGAAUAGCAAUGCACAAUAG
Molecule: messenger RNA, 4860 nt
Organism: Ustilago hordei
Lineage: Eukaryota; Fungi; Basidiomycota; Ustilaginomycetes; Ustilaginales; Ustilaginaceae
Exons: 1
Coding region: 1-4860 (1619 amino acids)
Source: RefSeq, a predicted model, not a curated record